CAAGGAGCGAGAGAAGAUUGAGAAUGAGAUGACCUAUAACAAGGUCAAACUGAACGAGUUUAACUUCCUAGAAACCAGAAUAAGGAGAAGGUUGAUAGGAGGAACAAGCUGAUUGAAGAGGCUUUGGUGCUAGCAGAAAUGGAAACAAAGGAAAUAAAAUCCGAAGAAGAGGCUGACAAAGCCAUCAAAGAGUUACAACAGAAGGUGAAAGAACUGAACAAGGAUCUGACCACUACCCAAUCCCAGGCUGACGAUGAGGCGAACAAGCUGCAGUCUUACGUCAACGCUUGUAGAGAUGCUUUGUCGCGACACAACGAGAAGAUAUCAAACAAGGAGCUAGACAUUGAAACGGCCAAGAAACACAUUCUAAAGAAGGAUAACGAGAUAAACGAUGCGAACGUGUCCCGCUCCCGGCUCGAAGAGAUCGAAACCAAGUUGAAGGCUGCUGAGGAGGAACAUCAGGCUGCCAUAGAUGAAAUAAACACUGAAGAGCUACAGAAGGAAAUGAAUGAAGACGAGAAAUUGAUUGAGCAAAAUGAAAAAGAGCUGGAAGAGUUGAACCAAAAGGUGACCAAACUCCAAAAGCAAAGCGCCAAAACCGCCGAACGGGACACCAUAGACCGCUCCAUCAAGGACAAAGAAGAACAACUCUCCAAGCUCCUAAAAAAGCACAGUGCGACCAUCACAGAACUGCUGGGCUCCUUGCCUGAGGAGAACUUUGCAGUAGCAGUGAACAAGGUGGAAGCGGAGUGGAGGGCCGAGGUGAAAACCAGCAAGCAAAAGCUCAAGGAGAAACAGAAGGAGCUGACCAGCCUGGAAGCGGAACGCAAGACAGUAGGCGAGAUGCUCUCAGAAAAGCGAGCAGAGAUCGUCAAAUCCGACGCCAAAAUCAAGAAGGCUUGCGGCAACCAGACCUACGAGGAAGCUCUUAAGGAAGUCACUAGUCUAGUCGAAGAGUUACAGGAAAAACAAGCUGUUCUACAAGCGUCUACUGUCGUCAUCGAUAAAUACAAGAGCUUGCUCAAAGACACCAGUUGCUGCCCGCUGUGCAACCGAGGGUUCAGCUCUGACCACGAGGUGACAGACCUCAUAUCAUCCCUCGGAAAGCAGGUCUUAAACGUUCCUGCUGAACUGGAGAAAGUUACAGAAGAGCUCCAACGCUCUUCAGCCAAGAAGGACGACUUACUCGCUCUGAAGUCCGUCAACGGGAAGAUCUCCGGCUUGAGAGAGAAGGAGAAGGAUAUAGAGACAAGGCUAGAGGGACUGGAUGAGAGAAUCAAAGCCCUCAAAACGACAAUUGAAGAGUUCACAACAACGCUAAAAGAGCCCGAGCAGAAACUGCAAUCCCUCAAGCAGAUAUCAGGGGACAUGCCUCUCUUGGACCGUUACAAAACUGAGAUCGCCAUAUCUACUAAGAAACUAGAAGACCUUCGCUCCCAAUGCGACAACGGCAUAGACACAGACAUGACCCUCGAGGAAGCCACUUCCCGCCAGCGCGACCUUCGCCAUGAGACCAGCACACUCCGCACUCGCGUCCGCACCAGCCAGAAGAAACUCAACGCUCAUGUCCGGAAACUGCAGACGAAAGCUGAUGCUAAGAGUAAGCUGAAGGAGAAGAUGCUCAAUAUACAGAAGAAGGUCCAAGGAAUUUGCACCCUGCAAGAGGCCGUCAAACAACUAGAGGUAGACAAAGACCGAUACAAUGAAGAACUGAAGGAGUUGCAGGCAGCCACAGAGGGCUUCAAGAAGGACUUGAAAGACAAGGAGGACGCCAAAACUGAAGCCGCCAAAAAGAACAGAUUAAUAAUAGAAUCCAAACGCAACUACAUCGCCAAAGUGAUAAAAGCAGUGGACAGAAUCAAGACAGUGCUAUCUGAGCUCCGGCAGCACGAAGAAAAGAAGAUCCCUCUGCAGAUGAAGAUGUUCAAUGAGCUCAACGAUAAGCUCUCGGAGAAGAGGAAACAGAUUCUUAUUGAUGAGAGCGUGCUGGGGAAGAGGAGGCAUAUCUUGAGGGAUGAGAUUGCUAAGCAAGAGCUCAACCAACGAGACUUGGCCGACAACCUGAAGCUUCGGGGCAUCCAGACAGAGAUAGAAAACUGCGAGAAAGAGAUCUCCGAGAUCGCGGAGAAGACCAACGGGUUCAACAUGGACCUGCUCAAGGAAAAGAGCGCGCUCGCCGCCAAGGAGAAACAGAUUACUAAGGAGAAGGAACAGAAUAGAGGGAAAAUGCAGGCGCAUAAAGACAGACUAAAGCAAUGCAAGCAAGACUUACAAAACAUGAUCGACCAAGGCAUAGAAAAGUCGUACAAGGAGAAGCAUUACGAGCUCACGGUCACCAAGGCGAUGAAAAAGGACAUCAAAGACUACUCCAUGGCGCUUGAGAAGUGCUUACUAGAGUUCCAUAAGGAGAAGAUGAAAAAUAUUAACCUUAUUGUAAGAGAAAUGUGGAGGAAGAUCUACAGAGGAAACGACAUCGAUUAUAUCGAGAUCAAGACUGAUGGUGGCUUAACGGAAGACGCCGAUCGGUAUAAAUAUAACUACAGAGUGGUGCAGUGCAAGAAUGGCGUGGAGAUCGACAUGCGCGGGCGCUGCUCGGCGGGACAGAAGCUGCUCGCCUGCCUCAUCAUACGACUCGCGCUGGCGGAGACCUUCAGCACCAGGUUCGGAGUCCUAGCACUAGACGAGCCAACCACAAACCUGGACCAGGAAAACAUAAAAUACCUGUGCAUGGCGCUCAACGAGAUAGUCCAAGAGCGUAUGAGCCAAAAGAACUUCAUGUUCAUCAUAAUCACGCACGACAAGGAGUUUAUCGACUCGCUGGGACACAUCGACCAGGUGUCGCACUACUAUGAGGUGUCCAGAAACGGACAAGGCAAGUCGGAGGUGAAAAAAGUGUGCUUCUCUUAACUUGUAAUCUCAAUUCGAAGACUUGGAAAAUAGUUCGUCACUCUUGCUGUUUUGUGGACUGCAAAAUGUAUGCUACACAUAAUAUGUGUAGAUUAUUCAUGCAAAAGUAUAAAAUUCUCCGUCAAAAACUGAAGAGUGAUAUUAGUGUUGCAGCCCUAAAUGUGUGCGAGUCUUUGGUCGUGUAAGAUCAUAAUUUUGAUUUUUUUUAUUCUUGGACUUCUAAUUUAAAAUUAUAUAUUUGUUCGUAAAGGUUGCUAAGGGCUGUGCCUUUUUUUCUAUAAAAGAGAUAUAUUAGCGAAUCGAUAUUGUUGGUUUGUUUCACUUUCCAUUAUUAUAUGAAUUGAUUUAUAAAAUAUCCUAAUUAAAAUUUAAUUUAAAACACAUUGGGUAUGGAAUCUAUAUCAAUGUGUUUUACCAUAAUUUUUCCUAAAUUGCUAUAUUAAUUUCCUAUUUUUUGACAUUUUAUUUCGAUGAUAGUUGUACGAAUUACCUAUUCUGAUAAUAUUGUGUUAAGUAAUUAGUGCAAUCUGUUUAAAUAUCAAUGUGUGUAAGUGGCAAAAAAGUUUAUACGUAAUGUAACCUCUUGCGUCUCACCAUACGUAACGUUAUUAAAAUAAUACCCAAUAUGUUUUGUUUUAAAUCAAACUCAACAGAACAGUUAACGUGUUACUAGUAUUCUCACUAGGAACGGGUGAGGCGCUAGAAGUUACGCCAAAUUAAAUAUGUUAACCCUUUAUUUGGUCAAUGUAUAUUAGAAUGAACAUAUUUUUUUACCAUUUUUGUAUUUUUUGCUACUCUUUGUAUUGACAAUGCUUGGGAUUACAAUCUUUAUUUCUUGUAUCAAGUAAAGGGUUAGUGUAGUGCUAUAAUUACAAUCAUACAAUUAUAUGUAUGAUUUCUCCGGUAGAUUAAAAUUACUUCAAACAAAAUGUUUGGGGUUAUUUGUUGGCAUCUAACAUAAAUUGCAUUAAAAUACUGUACUUAUAUGUUUACUGAGUCAAAACCUCUUAUGGUAGUAUCAAUACUAUCAAUGAAAACAAAGGCACUCGAUUUUUCUUGGAGUAUGUUCACACAAGUUGGCUAAAUGUCGCAAUAAACAUGUAAAAUCAUUGUGAUCUUACUGAUCUACGAAUGAAAAUUAUCUUUAUUAAAUUUUAGGAUGCCAUCUACUUUAGCUAAAAUAAAACAAGCAAAGAUAUUGCAUAUUGUUGUCAGAAACUGUCUUUUUGUGGCAGUUUUUUGACACUUAUAUAACUCCGGAGACUUUUAAGUCUUAAUUAGAGUCCUAUAUUGAGGGUGCAGAGUAAAAAGAUUCAGGAAUUCGUAUAAAAAGUUCUUUUAAAAAGGAAAAUAAGUAUUGAAUGUUGAGUUGAGUCUUAAAGCUGAGGACUGUAAACGAACUCCAACACUAUGCGAGCAUUAAUAAUAAUGGCCAAAAGUCAAAUAAUUGUUAGCAACUUUAGUGUUUGUAAACUAGAACCGUUAACGUACAGCGUUUGAAGGGUUAAAGUAUUGUAUCGUGUGCUUGAUUGUAAACAUAAAUAGCUAUUGUGUAUGUGAAAACGUACGGCGGGCAUUAACAAUUAUCAAAAAGGGCUCCUAAAUUGUCUCAAAAUGCCUACAGAUGCAUAUAUAUUAUUUGUGAAACAAGCUUGUACAUUUUGUGAAAAAUAAACAUGAAAAACAAAGGAAACA
Leguminivora glycinivorella is the source of this 4602-nucleotide messenger RNA. Its product is annotated as DNA repair protein RAD50-like. The coding region runs from base 139 to 2907 and encodes 922 amino acids. NCBI's taxonomy places the organism in Eukaryota, Metazoa, Arthropoda, Insecta, Lepidoptera, Tortricidae. The transcript has 17 exons. The record is from RefSeq and is a predicted model, not a curated record. Gene Ontology annotation, biological process: double-strand break repair; telomere maintenance via telomerase; telomere maintenance via recombination. Gene Ontology annotation, cellular component: condensed nuclear chromosome; Mre11 complex. Gene Ontology annotation, molecular function: G-quadruplex DNA binding; double-stranded telomeric DNA binding; single-stranded telomeric DNA binding.